CAGUGGCAUAGGAUUCCGCACGCAGCUGAAUGUCUCUUCUUUAUGUAGGUAGGAGUUGUUGGUGUUGUCACUUGUUAACGCUCGAAACCCGAACCAUUCAUCACUUGUUAACUCUUUCUGUCUGUAGUGUAGUGUAAGCGUGUAAGUAAGUGUAACCUCUCACUCACCCUCUCUUCAACUUCUCGAGUCUUCUUCUCCGCCCUUUAUUUUCCGUAUCACCAUCUCGAUUCUCUUCUUCACUAAUGGCCGAUACUGAUUCAAACCCUACACCUACCCCUGCUCCUGUUCCUGUUACACCGCCGCAGGAGCAUGAUUUAUCCACUGUAGCUGCUGAACUGGAAUCCCCCAACACUGAGAACAAAGACGAGCCUCCUCCUCCUCCUCCAGAGUCAGAGGAGAAAGAUUUAAAAGCUGAGACUUCAGAGGAUGUGGUUGUUGUUGUUGAAGUUGAAGAUAAAGAUAAAGAUAAAGUUGAAGAUGAUGAAAAGCAGCAUAAGAUUCCGCAGAAUUUGGUGUCAUUCAAGGAGGAGAGCAAUAGGGUUUGUGAUCUGUCGGAUUCUGAGAGAAGUGCUGUUGAAGAGCUGAAGAAGCUUCUGACAGAGGAAGUAAAGGACGGCGAGUUUUCCAUUUGGGGUGUUCCUCUUCUCAAGGAUGAAAGGACUGAUGUCAUUCUGCUCAAGUUCCUCAGAGCCCGAGAUUUCAAAGUGAAGGAUGCAUUUGUUAUGAUUCAGAAUACACUCCGAUGGAGGAAAGAGUUCAACAUCGAUUCCCUUUUGGAUGAAGAUCUGGGUGAUGAUCUGGACAAGGUUGUCUUCAUGCACGGAAAUGACAGAGAAGGUCAUCCCGUCUGCUACAAUGUCUAUGGAGAGUUUCAGAACAAGGACCUUUAUGACAAGACUUUCUCAAAUGAGGAAAGAAGAACCAAGUUUCUCCGAUGGCGGAUUCAGUUCUUGGAGAGGAGUAUCAGGAACCUUGACUUUACUCCUGGCGGUAUCAACACCAUUUUCCAAGUCAAUGACCUUAAGAAUUCUCCUGGGCCUGCUAAACGGGAACUUCGCCUUGCCACAAAACAAGCUUUGCAAUUGCUUCAGGACAAUUAUCCCGAGUUUGUUGCCAAACAGGUUUUUAUCAAUGUCCCUUGGUGGUAUCUUGCAUUCUAUACCAUGAUCAAUCCCUUCUUGACACAGAGGACCAAAAGCAAAUUUGUGUUUGCAGGGCCAUCUAAGUCUCCCGAUACACUUUUCAAGUAUAUCUCUCCUGAGCAAGUGCCGGUUCAGUAUGGAGGCCUGAGUGUAGACUUUUGUGACUGCAACCCAGAUUUCAGUAUGUCUGAUCCUAUCACGGAAAUUCCUUUAAAGCCAACCACAAAGCAAACUGUGGAAAUAGCUAUUUAUGAGAAAUGCAUUAUUGUUUGGGAGCUGCGGGUGGUGGGCUGGGAGGUUAGCUAUAAUGCUGAAUUCAAGCCUGAUGCUAAAGAUGCAUAUGCAGUUAUUAUACAGAAGGCCACAAAGAUGUCCCCGACUGAUGAACCUGUGAUUUCCAAUAGCUAUAAAGUUGGUGAACUGGGCAAAUUAUUGCUCACCGUCGACAAUCCCACCCUGAAAAGGAAGAGGCUUCUUUACAGGUUCAAGAUCAAACCCUACAGUGAUUGACAGAAAAUCAUUCUGAAGUGAUUUUGGUUACAUGAAGGGAAUUGAACUUGAAGAGUAAGAAAUAUGCAUGUCGUCACUUGUUCAGCCCAUUAUUCAAUUGUAGUUUUGGUUGUGAGUUGUUUGCAGAUUGGGUUCUCUGUCUUAUUGUGUUUAAAUACUUUAUUGCUAGACAAACAAUUUAGCUAGUCUAAAUUGUUCUUUUAUUUUCUGGUGAUGAGCAAUGUCAGGGAAGAGAGUAGCACAUGGUAUUGGUUUAUGAGGUUAUAUAUAUUACCAGAAUUAUGUGUCACUUUCAUGAGCAAAUCAACAUAUAGAAAGCCUGGCUGAGAGUAGUUUCAAUGUAAAAUUUUGUUCUCGUACUUAUCCAGUGUGGAGUUUGGUGCAAUUAUAAGCAUUUUCAUAGAUAUGUAAUAUAAAGGGAGUAAGUAAAUGGGAAAUAUG
Messenger RNA from Gastrolobium bilobum, 2093 nucleotides. Its product is annotated as patellin-3. Lineage: Eukaryota; Viridiplantae; Streptophyta; Magnoliopsida; Fabales; Fabaceae. Bases 243 to 1652 code for a protein of 469 amino acids. The transcript is spliced from 4 exons. The record is from RefSeq and is a predicted model, not a curated record. Gene Ontology annotation, molecular function: lipid binding.